AUGAAAAAGUGCGGUCAUCCUUUACGCUUUGACCCGUCGACUGAUGAUAGUGAUGUAGUCUCUUGUACUAUGUUCAAGAUUUUGCGAUAUCGGUCGCUGCUGCGGGGACGGUCUCAUGUUGUAGGCCUCGCUGCAGUCGACUUGGACAGGCCCGUUCAAGCAGCUAGGGCUAUCGAAAAGGCGGUCAAAGAGGAUGGCUUCGUCGGAGUUCGUAUAAUGCCAUGGCUUUGGGAUAGACCGCCGACCCACGAGACUUACUAUCCUAUUUACUUGAAGUGCGUUGAACUGGGAGUUCCCUUGUGUACACAGGUUGGUCAUACAGGUCCAGCACGGCCCAGCGACACUGGUAGGCCGAUACCAUACAUCGAUAGAGUCGCUCUCCACUUCCCCGAGCUACGUAUUGUUUGUGGACAUAUUGGACAUCCCUGGUUAAGCGAGAUGAUGUCAGUGAUGUGGAAGCAUGAUAAUAUAUAUCUUGACACGAGCGCAUACCUCCCAAAGAUGUAUGGCAAAGAUCUGCUAGCCUAUAUGUGUUCUAAGUCUGGUUUCAAGAAGGUUAUGUUUGGCACCAACUUCCCUCAGCUUGAUUUGAAGAAGUGCAUGCAGCAGGUGCACGAGCUAGGCUUACCGUCAGAGAUCAAGGAUCGUUUCCUAACCACCAACGCUCAAAGGGUCUUCAAUUUGCCGCAACGCAGAUUGGCAGAGGACAGAGGACAGAGCAAGUUGUGA
Perkinsus marinus ATCC 50983 is the source of this 729-nucleotide messenger RNA. RefSeq lists its product as hypothetical. Bases 1 to 729 code for a protein of 242 amino acids. The record is from RefSeq and is a predicted model, not a curated record. Gene Ontology annotation, cellular component: cytoplasm. NCBI's taxonomy places the organism in Eukaryota, Perkinsozoa, Perkinsida, Perkinsidae. Gene Ontology annotation, molecular function: hydrolase activity; carboxy-lyase activity. Gene Ontology annotation, biological process: secondary metabolic process. The transcript has 6 exons.